Molecule: messenger RNA, 5089 nt
Organism: Elgaria multicarinata webbii
Lineage: Eukaryota; Metazoa; Chordata; Lepidosauria; Squamata; Anguidae
Gene: ZFX
Product: zinc finger protein X-linked
Exons: 8
Coding region: 109-2490 (793 amino acids)
Biological process (GO): regulation of transcription by RNA polymerase II
Cellular component (GO): nucleus
Molecular function (GO): DNA-binding transcription factor activity, RNA polymerase II-specific; metal ion binding; RNA polymerase II cis-regulatory region sequence-specific DNA binding
Source: RefSeq, a predicted model, not a curated record
CCCGCCGCAGCGACACUACCACCGAGAUCGGCCCAGCUACGCAGAGAAAGGCCGCCCCGAGCCCGCCGCCGCCCCGCCCGACAUUGUGACUGAUGAGAUUUAAAGGCCAUGGAUGAAGAUGGACUUGAGCUACAGCCACAUGAUCCACAUGGAUUUUUUGAUCCUACAGGAGCUGAUGGAACACAUUUGAAUGGAAAUGAAAUUGUCGUUGAAAUACAGGAAACUGUAUAUGUAUCAGAUGUGGAGGAUUCUGAUAUAACUGUUCAUAACUUUGUCCCUGAUGAUCCAGAUUCUGUAGUAAUCCAAGAUGUCAUUGAGGAUGUUGUUAUAGAAGAUGUUCAGUGUCCAGAUAUCUUGGAAGAUGCAGAUAUAUCUCAAACUGUUAUUAUACCUGAACCAGUGCUGGACACUGAUGUUACUGAAGAAGUGUCUUUAGCACACUGCACUGUUCCAGAAGAAGUUUUAUCUUCUGAGAUCACAGCUUCAGCAAUGUCGAUACCUGAACAUGUACUCACAAAUGAGUCAAUGCACGUACCUGACGUUGGACAUAUGGAACAUGUAGUUCAUGAUCAUAAUAAUGUUGUAGAAGCAGAAAUUGUCACAGGUUCUCUGGGAGAGGAUGUCGUUUCAGAAGUGUUGGUAGCAGACUGUGCUUCUGAAGCUGUAAUUGAUGCCAGUGGAAUACCUAUGGAACAUGGUGACAACAAGGGCAACUGUGAAGACUAUCUGAUGAUUUCUUUGGAUGAUGCUGUCAAGACUGAAACAGACAAUUCUGUUGACAUUAAAUCUGAGUCGGAAGGUGAUCCAUGUAAAAUGGAUGGCUUUUGCCCAGAAGUUAUCAAAGUCUAUAUUUUCAAAGCUGAUCCUGGAGAAGAUGAUAUAGGAGGCACAGUAGACAUUGUGGAAAGUGAAUCUGAAAAUGACCAUGGAGACACAUUAAUUAGUCAAAAUAGCAGUGUUCGCAUUCCAAGGGAAAAAAUGGUUUAUAUGACAGUAAAUGAUUCUCAGCAUGAAGAUGAAGAUUUAAAUGUUGCAGAAAUUGCUGAUGAGGUGUAUAUGGAAGUGAUCGUAGGAGAGGAAGACGCAGCAGCUGCUCAUGAGCAGCAAAUUGAUGACAAUGAAAUCAAAAGCUUUAUGCCAAUAGCUUGGGCAGCAGCUUAUGGUAAUAACACUGAUGCAGUUGAAAACCGCAAUGGAACUGCGAGCGCUCUCUUGCACAUAGAUGAGUCUACUGGUCUCGGGAGACUAGCAAAACAAAAACCAAAAAAGAGGAGGAGACUGGAAUCCAGACAAUACCAAACGGCAAUAAUAAUUGGGCCUGAUGGCCAUCCUUUGACAGUCUACCCCUGUAUGAUUUGUGGGAAGAAGUUUAAAUCCAGGGGCUUCUUGAAAAGGCACAUGAAAAACCACCCAGAGCACCUUCUUGUGAAGAAAAAAUAUCGAUGCACUGAUUGUGAUUACACUACAAAUAAAAAAUUAAGUUUGCAUAACCAUCUAGAGAGCCACAAGCUUACCACCAAGACAGAGAAGCUAAUUGAAUGUGAUGAAUGUGGGAAAAGCUUCUCUCAUGCAGGAGCUUUGUUUACACACAAGAUGGUGCACAGGGACAAGGCAGCAAACAAAAUGCACAAAUGCAAAUUCUGCGAGUAUGAAACAGCAGAGCAGGGAUUACUGAAUCGUCACCUUCUGGCUGUGCAUAGUAAGAACUUUCCCCAUAUUUGUGUGGAAUGUGGCAAAGGAUUUCGGCAUCCAUCAGAGCUCAAGAAACACAUGCGAAUCCACACUGGGGAAAAACCCUAUCAGUGCCAAUAUUGUGAGUAUAGGUCUGCCGACUCUUCCAACCUGAAAACUCAUGUAAAGACUAGACACAGUAAGGAAAUGCCCUUCAAGUGUGACAUUUGUUUUCAAAUAUUUUCAGAUACCAAAGAGCUGCAACAGCACAUCCUUAUGCAUCAAGAAAGCAAAACACAUCAGUGUCUGCACUGUGACCACAAAAGCUCAAAUUCAAGUGAUUUAAAGAGACACAUAAUUUCCGUUCACACAAAGGACUACCCCCACAAGUGUGAGAUGUGUGAUAAAGGCUUUCACAGGCCAUCGGAACUAAAAAAACAUGUUGCAGUGCACAAAGGCAAAAAAUUACAUCAGUGCAGACAUUGUGACUUUAAGAUUGCUGAUCCGUUUGUUCUAAGCCGCCAUAUUCUCUCAGUUCAUACGAAGGAUCUUCCGUUCAGAUGCAAAAGAUGUAAGAAAGGGUUCAAGCUACAAAUGGAACUAAAAAAACACAUGAAAACACACAGUGGUAGAAAAGUUUAUCAGUGUGAGUACUGUGAGUAUAGCACUACAGAUGCCUCAGGUUUCAAACGGCAUGUUAUUUCCAUUCAUACAAAAGACUACCCUCACCGUUGUGACUUCUGCAAGAAAGGUUUUCGAAGACCUUCAGAAAAGAACCAACACAUUCUACGGCACCAUAAAGAUAUUGGGCUGCCAUGAGGACUCUUUUAGAUGUUAUGGAUUUGGGAAAAGGUGCGUGUAAAAGAUAUGCUUUCUAGGCAGUCAUUGUAUUUUAAAUCAGAUCACACAAACAAAAUAUUGUGCAUUUGAUUUAGUGCUGUAUACAGAUAGGAUUAUUGCUUCUAGUUGACUUUUAUACAUUUUGUUCAUUAGUGUGUUCUGAAUUCUCUUCCAUUUGUUUAAUAAAUGAGGAAGGAUAGCAACAAUAAAGUUGCAUUUAAUAAAGUAAACUCUGUCUCAAACUGAAUUUUUCAACUACAUUAGUUCUCUGAAAUAUUUACCUUACUGACAUGGUUCAUAUUCAUUGACCAUACUAACUCAGUUUUGUCAUGACUUAAAGAGAGAUUUUUAAUUUGCUCUUAAUAAAGAUGUCAUAGAGAGGGCUGUAUAAAACAACCUGGGGGAAAUUAAUGUCAAAAUAUAGCAUUGUACCAUAGGACCCACUUAAUUGUCUCGGUAUUUAAGGAACUUGUGACACAAUAUUCAUUUGAGUAGUUACUCAGUACUAUUUUCCAUUAUUUGAGGUUCUUUUUAAUGUAGUGUUUAAUACUUCCAUAAUAAGUAAGAAAUACAUUGGUUACUGGGAGCAUUUCUUUUCAAUAGGUGUGAAUUUUAAAGGAAAACUUGCACUUGUUCAUAAGUAUUAAUUAUCUGCUUCUCUGCCUUUUGGUUCUGUAUUACAAAUGUAUUUGUGUUUUGAAACGCAUUGUUUCAAUUGUUGACAGGAUAAAUUACUCAACUGACUGUUGCUAAGUUUACCCCAAAUUAAAUGCAAUUUUAUUAGAAAACUCCAACUGUAUGAAAUAUUUUGUCCUGUCACAUUUUUAACAAUCUACCAGCAGCCUUGGAAAACUUUAAAAGAUUAUACACUAUUUAGAGAGAUUGGAUGGAGGAGUAAAGAAUAAAAGCAAGUGUGAUUUUCUGAAGCAUUUAUUUUCCUGCAACUUCUAUGUUUUCUCUGAUGCUCUUUUAGGAACUGGGAGCUUUUCUUACCAGAAUAAGCUCAGAAAGAAGGCGUAGUCCUUUAAACCAAUGGUUUAAAAAGCAGUGAGUUUCUAAAAUUUAUACAGCUCGUCUUCUCUGUUUAAACACUUCUGGAAAGAUGAUGGAAUGACCACCUAUGCAGUCUGCCUCAUGGCAAACAAGGACUCUAUGUACUUUAAAACUUCAGUAAAGAAACAACCAGUAAUUCCGAAGCUUGUUGUAAGGGAUUUCACCUUUCUGGUGAUAUACAUGUACCAUGUUUGUUGCUUUAAAAGAGGAAAGUGCUAUGCUUGCUUGCUUCUUCCCCAUCCCACUGCUUUGGUCCCAAAAGUGCUCUGGUCCCAAAUGUACUGAAAGUGAUGAGCAAGUUUCAUCUGAGCAGUUUUUGCAUCAUACCUUCCUUAUUUCUCCCCUUUCAUUUUCUUUAAUCAGAAACUUGAUAUCCCAAGGAAUCAGGUUUAUAUCCUAUGGUAUGUGGCCAGAAAUAAUGUCUCUACAUUCCUUCAGAAAUUCCAGUGUUCCCUGUUUGAUUGGUUUUGUUUAAUAGAGAAGUAGAAUUACUAUAUGAGAAAGUCAUAUGUGAACAUAAAAGUUUGAUGUUUACUUAAACAUCUAGUUUUAUACAAAUCUAAGGCUGUCGGAUUUAAGUGGAGCAAUAUUUGUUUCUGAUCUUUUAACGUCUGUGGACUAUUGCAUGUUCACCAAACUCCUGGAAAAAAUGGUGGAAAACCAUGCUAGUUGAGCAUCCUCAUGAGCUUUGAUCUAGCGGUUUUCUUGUGCGCAUGGCCAUGGACCAUUCCUUGAUAUUGUAGUAAAGUAAGCUCUUGUGGAGUUGUGUGGAACCCUGUAAAAAUUUUGGGAUUGUGGUGACUAUUGCAGGGUUAAGGUCUUGCCUUCUCCUAAAAGCACUUGUGCUCACUAACACACGUGUUUUCAGGAUCCAGCAGUUAGCCUAUGAAAUGUAGGUACCUCAUUUUUCUUUGAAGUCUUGCCCAAAUAUCUAAACAAUCUUUACAUAUAAAUGAUUUUCAAACCUACUAAAAUCUAUUCAACCUCAGAUUCCCAGUCUGCUACUGAAACGUAUUACUCUUAUUGAAAAAUAUUAUUAUAAAUUUUGGAACAAUCAUUAAGAUUAAGAACACAAAAGCGUGGCCCACUUUCUAUUUCUCUUAGCAUCUGGAAUCAUAAACCCUUGGUUUGAAGAAUACUUUUGGAAAUUUAAAAAAGCAAUUAAGCAUUUAGUCAAGUGGAUUUUGUACAAUUUUCUGUAUAAAGAGCAAAUAAAAACUAGUUAUUGUUAAUGUACUGAUAUUAGUUACAGGCUAGUUUUAUUUGAUUAGCAAAUGCUAUAAAAUUGAUGUUUCAGUUCCAUGUUUUAAACGGUACAUUUUUUAAAAAAAACAACCAACAAGAACAUAAUAUAAAUAAUUGUUCUGUAAAAAUGCUUGUUAAAUACUCUUAUGUCCCUCCCUGUGUACACUUUGUAAAAAGAAAGAAGAAACAAAUUACAUAGACUCAUAUAUAGGGAUGUGUGACGUUGUAAUGUGUACUUGAUAAUGUGAAAAAAAUAAAAAUCAGAUUAUUUUCCUGUUAA